Molecule: messenger RNA, 1988 nt
Organism: Cornus florida
Lineage: Eukaryota; Viridiplantae; Streptophyta; Magnoliopsida; Cornales; Cornaceae
Product: F-box protein CPR1-like
Exons: 2
Coding region: 804-1544 (246 amino acids)
Source: RefSeq, a predicted model, not a curated record
GGCCCCAUGUCACUUUCCACUUGUGAGUUUUUGAAAAGAGGAUGUCGGUCACUAGACUGACCACUCCUCCCUCCAUUAGACUAAAAACCCUGCAAUUUGCAAAUCUAGGGUUUAGUAAAGUAGACAGAAAGUGGUAGUACCUUCAUUUCCUCUCCUUUGCUUGCCUCAAAUGGCAAUUACGACUAGGGUUUUGUUUGUUUAUUAAUUCAUUGUGUUGUGGGUUUCAAUUUGAAGUUCAAGCAGCGACCCAAUUAGCGUUACUCUAGUAGUGUUUCAACUUCAACCCUAGAUUUCGCUUCAAAUCAAAUAUAGGGCUUACGGUGAGAGUUUUGUUUGUUUAUUUAUUAGUAAUUCAUCUCUGUGGUGUGGGUUUCAACUUCAAGUUCAACCAUCGACCGAUUGGCAUUACUGAGGGGAGCAGAUUCGAAUAAGAAAAUGUCAGACUACUUUCCAUUUCUACCUGGAGAUGUGCUGAGCGACAUCCUUACUAGACUUCCCCUCAAAACCCUAAUCCGAUGCACCUCCGUCUGUAAAUCAUGGUACUCUCUCCUCACAAACCCUAGUUUCAUUACCAAACACCUCAAUCGAUCUCGAUCCAACCACAACAACGAUUUUCUACUGUUUCAAAGCUAUUCCGAUUUUUAUGAUGGCGAUAAUAAAGAGACUUAUUCACUACGUUUAGAUGAUAACAAAACAUUCUUGGAGUAUGCACAGCUUGAGUUGCCAAUGAAGAGCUAUUGCAACCAUUAUUUUCGGAUAUCGGUAGCUGCAAUGGCCUCAUUUGCCUCUCAGACGAUCAGUUCAUGUAUAUCAAUGAUCUCUUUCUUUGGAAUCCUACCAUUCGAAAGGUUUUACCCCUUCCACGGGUUCGUGUCACCUUCGAUUCGCACGGUCCAUUCAGUGCCAACAUUGGCUUUGGGUUCGAUUCAAGCACUGGUGAUUACAAGGUUAUCCGAAUUGUGCAUUUCGAUUAUGUUCACAUGCCACAGGAGAUUGACAUUUUCAGUCUCAGCACCGGCACUUGGCGCAACAUCAGUCAUAUGGCGCUUCCAGAUAUCAACAUCAAUGAGCGGGCUCCCCAGGCUUUUCUCAAUGGGGCUGCACACUGGGUUGCUUCCAAAUUGCGUAGUUAUGGUGGCGGCUUCUUGAUCGUGUCCUUCCACAUGGGUCAUGAAAAAUUUAGUCAAAUUAUGCUACCUCAUAACAUCAUGGCUCAUGACAGUGGCUUAGCAUCAAUGCUGAUGUCAAGUGCUCUUUAUUUUCGUGUUGCUAAGUUUCAGGAAUCACUCGCUGUCAUCCACUUUACUGGUCCAGAAGACAAUACUUGUUGCAUUUGGGUGAUGAAAGAGUAUGGCGUAAGGGAGUCUUGGACUAAGCAAUUCUAUUUUGAUAUGACUGAAACAUUCAAUACCCUUGCUGGAUUCACAAGGAAAGGCAAACUUCUACUGGCAACUAGUGAUGGGUACCUGGUCGCUCAUGAUCCCAAAGCCGGUCUAACAACCCAUCUUUUAGUUCGUGGGACUACACAUCAUACGUAUAAGUAGUCAUUUUUUGCAGAUGCUUACACGGAGAGCCUAGUUUUACUUGGAAAGAGAUUUUGUGAUACAGGCACUUCUGAGGAAUCAUCACCUGGGGCUGUUGAAGGGAGGUGUGAGGAAAUCAAGAACAGGUUUGUGACGGGGGUGGAAAAUGAAAAUGAGAAAAUAAGUGGAGAUGGAGAACUGUAAGAAGAGUAGCGCUGUAGAAGUUGCAUAGUGAACUCUUUCCUUGCUUUUACUUGGUCUUGCUUUGCUUACAAUAUAUAAAAAUAUAUCGAUGUAGUUAAAAACUUUCUUUGUGAAAGAUUUAAUUCAUGCAUGAUACUUACGAACUCUUGGAGCAUUUGGGCUUGAUAUGCCUUGUGGAUAUUAUGCUGAUUAUAUUUUGAAUUGUUGAUUAUUACUUAUCUUUUGAUGCCAUUAUAUAUUUCUAGAUUUUGUUUUGCGGUA